UCAGUUUCGGUUGUUCGAUUCUUCAGAAUGUUCCGCCAGGUUCAAGUGCUCGCGUUGGUUUGCUGUUUCGUGGCAACGGUUGUCCUGUGCCAGGAGGACUACUGCAAUCCGGAUCUUUGCGAUUCUGGAGUGGCCCACAUCGGAUGCAACGCCAAGAAUGAACUGUCCAGCAACUGCAACGAAGCGUCCAAGUAUACCUUCGACGACAAACUGAAAAAGAUUGUCCUGGACGAACACAACAACUACCGGAAUCAGGUGGCUAAGGGAGAACUGAAUUGGUUACCGUCGGCAUCAAACAUGGUUCGAAUGGAUUGGGACGACGAUUUGGCCUACCUGGCGGAGCUGAAUGCCAAUCAGUGCCUAUUUGAACACGACAAGUGUCACAACACGAAGAAAUAUCCGAACUCCGGUCAGAACAUUGCCACGUGGGGAACGUCCGACGACAAAGUUGACAUCGAUUCGGUGCUCAAAACACUGGUUCAGGAAUGGUGGGACGAGCGUCAUUUUGCCGGGCCGAAGUUGAUCAAGAAGCUGUACGACAAGGAGAAGGCUCUCCAUUUCACCAUGUUGGUACGGGCCAACGCAAACCGAGUCGGUUGUGCCGCCAUCAAGUACAAGAGCGGUGAGUUCCUGUGGGUUCAAAUGAUCUGCAACUAUUCCUACACGAACAUGAUCGGUACCGAGGUGUACAAGAAGGGAACCGCCUGCGCCGACUGCAAGAGUGGAUGCGACAGCGAAUUCAACGGACUCUGCAACAAGGACGAGCAGGUUGAUUUGUCAUGGAUUUUGCUGGCCAUGCUUCUGGCAGCACUGAAGCAGGCAUACACCGUGGAUUACUGCGAUCGUAAAAUUUGUCCCGCUAGCAAACCGCACAUUGCCUGUAAAGAUGAUGGUAAACUGAGCUCAAGCUGCCCGGCCGGUGCCAAGAUAAUCGAGAUGAAUUCCGAGAUGAAGGACCUCAUUUUGGACACACACAACAAGUACCGUAGCACGCUGGCCACCGGAGGAGUGACUUGGCUUCCGAAGGCAGCUGCCAUGCCGACGUUGACUUGGGACGAUGAUUUGGCUUAUACCGCCCAGGUUAAUGCUAACCGAUGCGUUCGAGGACAUGACGUGUGCCAUAAUACGGACAAGUACUUAAACUCCGGCCAAAAUCUCAACUACUUUGCCACCAGCGUUGACACGAUCGAUGUCAAGGAACAAGUUCCGAAACUGAUCAGCUCCUGGUGGGAUGAACGUCACGACGUGCACAAGAACAUGGUUAAGACUAUGUACGAUCCUGGCAAGGGGGUCAUGGUAUUCCACUUUGCCGUGCUCGCCGGAGACAAGGUCAACAAGAUCGGUUGUGCCAUCACUCAGUGGAAGGAUCCGGGAAGUUGGAUGCAGAUCUAUCUGGUGUGCAACUACUCAUUCAACGACUUCAUUGGGUUGCCCAUCUACGUCUCUGGGGAGCCCUGUUCCAAGUGUUCAAAGGGAUGCAAUCCCAAGUAUGCCGGACUGUGUAACGAGGACGAACCGGUGCCACAGUUGAUCGACUAUCCGGCCGGUGCCUAGAGUGUGGUAUUAUGAACAAAACAGCAUGUAGUUCUAAGCAUUUUGUUUUCACGUAGCCGUCAGCACUUUGAGUUGGAAGUCCCUGACCUACCCUGUGUUCUGAUAAAUGAUUUGAAUAAACAAAACAAAAAAACCGGUGUUGGGAAAA
Messenger RNA from Malaya genurostris, 1702 nucleotides. Its product is annotated as peptidase inhibitor 16-like. NCBI's taxonomy places the organism in Eukaryota, Metazoa, Arthropoda, Insecta, Diptera, Culicidae. The record is from RefSeq and is a predicted model, not a curated record. The coding region runs from base 28 to 1554 and encodes 508 amino acids. The transcript has 5 exons.